This is a messenger RNA of Ciona intestinalis (vase tunicate), 2664 nucleotides long. NCBI's taxonomy places the organism in Eukaryota, Metazoa, Chordata, Ascidiacea, Phlebobranchia, Cionidae. The record is from RefSeq and is a predicted model, not a curated record.
UAAUUUUGCUUACAAAUGAAAAUAUAUUCCUGCGUACAAAUGGCCCACAUUUAAUAAAGUGUGCCCGUUUUUACAACACUGCGGCCGUAAUAAACUUUAUUACAUUGUAAAGGCUGACUGCCGUAAAUAUUCACCUGUUCUAGUUCUGUUUGCAGGCAAUCUGUUAUUGCAGUUAGAACGAACUUAAUUCAACCCAAAAGGUUCCUAAACCAUAACUUCGUCCUCGCUAACUUAUUAUCUUCAUAGUUUUUUUAGCGCUCUGGGUAUGAUGGUUUGCAUUUUACGCAAACAAGGCAUUUUUAAAGUAGCUGUUGAUAUAAAAAAUGAUACGCAUUCUUUGGUUUAGCCUACCAGCUGAAAGGUUUCUGCAGCAGUAGAGAGAUGUGAAACCAGAAUUAUAGUAGAGGGUGGGGAAGAUAAGACGCCUUUCUAUUCUAUUUCAUCAUGCUAUUUGGUAUUAAACAAAAAUCGUUGAAAGAAUUAAUAAACCGUACCUCAUUAGGUAUUCUAUAGACCGGUGUUAAUUGUUUAAAACGCGAAACAUAUGCGCUAAAGGUGUCCCAUAUUACCCCAACCUAUACUAUACAGUGAAAGAAAAACCACUCGCUAGAAUUGCACAGCCUACUUUAAAACGUUCCGUUUUUGUCUAAAAUGUUAGUCAUUCAAUACGUCUACUGACAUAGCUUUAUUGAUGAUAGGCUGCAACUGUUCAAACUCAAGUUUUUAUUAAAACAUUUUUAGAUUAUACACAAACUAGAAUCAAAAUGUCCGACGGUACGUAUUUUGGACCAGUGGAUUUCGUUGUGUUCAUAGGUAUGCUGCUGGUUGCCAUGGGGAUUGGAGUCUUCUAUGCCAUCAAAGACAGGAAGGAGAAAAGUAAAGAUAAUUAUUAUUUCGGUGGCAGCAACAUGUCUCCAAUACCCCUCGGACUUUCUAUGUCUGCCACUUUCAUAUCGGCAAUCACAAUAAUUGGUUUCCCAACAGAAACUUAUCUAUUUGGAUCCAUUGUGUUCUGGUACUGCUUUGCCAGCGUCAUACCAACCAUUGUUGCUUCACUAUACUACAUACCUUUGGUGCAUCGUCUGAAACUCAAAUCCAUAUUUAUGUAUCUUGAGCUACGAUUCCAUAGAUAUCUCCGAUACCUUGCUUCUUUCCUAUCAAUAUUCACAAUGAUUUUCUACAUGGGGAACACAAUAUAUAUACCAGCCCUUGCAUUGAAUGCGGUAUCUCCAUUAAGCAUACAAUGGACAAUUGCAAUCACAAGUCUUGUGUGUACAUUCUACACAACACUGGGUGGUAUGAAAGCAGUUAUAUGGACUGAUGCUCUUCAAUCAGUAAUAAUGUUAAGUGGAUCACUGGCAGCACUAAUAAAAACAACUACUUUUGGUCGGUGGGUUUGGAAAUGUGUGGGAAACACUGGAGAGAAGUGGAAGAUUGAAUGUGUUUCAGUGGUAAUAUCAGUUAUUUACAACAGAAUGAACCCAGAUCCUCGUAUUCGAUACACUUUCUGGUCGAUUAUGACAGGAGUUUCAGUAACUUGGUGUGGCGCGUUAUGUAAUAAUCAAGCUAUAACUCAGAGGUUUCUGUCAUGUGACUCGGUAAAAAGUGCUCGAAUAGCUGCAGCAUUUGCAGUGUUGCCGAAUGUGGGAUUCACUUUAAUAGCAGUGAUGACCGGGUGUGCGAUGUACGCAUAUUACGAAACAUGCGACCCUGUCCUGAACGGAGAAGUAGCCAAACCUGACCAACUCUUGCCACACCUAGUGGUGGAUAUAUUCCAAGAAGUACCAGGAAUGGCAGGGCUCUUCGUGUCCGCUGCCUUUAGCGGAACACUCAGCACUGUGUCAUCGGGUAUUAACUCACUUGCUGCUCUUCUUCUUGAAGAUUUUAUUCUUCCACGAAAACCAAACCUUAAUCAAGUGAUGCAACUCACUAUAAGUAAAUUUACAGUUGUGUCAUUUGGUGGAAUUGUCUUUUGUUUUGCCAUGUUGAUAGAAAAAAUAGGAGCAACUGUAAUACAGAUUGGGUUCACUAUUGCUGGAACGCUAAUGGGGCCUUUGCUUGGUGUAUUUACCCUUGGAUUAUUUAUACCAUGGACAACAUGGAAGGGCGCAUUAACUGGUCAGAUCACUGCCACAAUCCUUAUAACAUGGCUGGCAAUUGGUGGAUUAUUAAACCCAAGUUCCGAUGGGAUGUCGCAACCAUUACCACGAUCUACUGAAGAAUGUCCUGUACUUACAAGUUUAGGAACAAACACAACAUCCACAUCGACUACCAUGUCAACUACUAUUAUACACAACACAACUAUGGAUGAUGUUCCUUUGUAUAACGAUGGAUCAAUAGCGAACACACUUUAUGCACUGUCCUAUCUUUACUAUGGACCAUUGGCUGUUAUAAUUACCAUGCUUGUUGGAAUUCCCUUUUCAUUUAUAACAGGAGCAAACAAAGCAGAAGAUAUGAACCCCGAACUUUUUGUUCCGAUCAUUGACAACAAAAUCUUUCCUGAAAAAGUCCGCAAGUUCUUUCGAUACGGAGUACCUGAGAUGAAGUAUGCAGAUGAAGAAGAAAUGUUUAAACUAAAACCAGAACCGGAAAUAACUAAAAAAAUGAUCAUAGUUGACACUGAAUCAGUUUUAUGAACCCUUGCAUUGAUACACAUACAAGCAG